GGCGAGGAUGAGGCUUGUGCGCAGACUCAGAGCCGCGGAGCUCCGAGUCCCACAGUGAGGACAGAGGGUAGGGGACAGAAGGCAGGACACGGCGCGAGCGGACAGAGCAAACACCGAACAACGAGGACUUAUGGCUGUCAACGAGCCGGACGUGUUUCUCAGGGCGACGCAGCGCACGUUUAUCGGGCUGACUGAAGAUGCGGAGGGGGAGUGGAGAGGUCCCUUCUGUUUCAUCCAGGCCGCAGACCCUCAGCUUGGGUUGAUGAAGUCAUGGAACAAGGGCGGAGAAGGGGAUGAGUGGGCGGAGGAAGUGGAGCUCACCAAACAAGCUGUGGAGGCAAUGAAUAGGCUACAGCCACGGCCCAGGUUUAUGGUGCUGUGUGGAGACCUGGUCCACGCCAUGCCAGACGCACCAUACAGAGAAGAACAGGUGAGGGAUCUAAAGGCAGCUUUAAAGGGCACAGACCCGUCCAUCCCACUGGUGUUUGUCAGUGGUAACCAUGACCUUGGUAACAACCCCACACCCAAGACAGUGGAACAGUACUGCAACCAGUGGGGAGAUGACUAUUUCAGCUUCUGGGUGGGCGGGGUGCUGUGUCUGGUCCUGAACUCCCAGUUGUUCUUCGACGCCUCCACCUGCCCGCAGCUGAAGGAGGCCCAAGAGACAUGGUUGGAACAGCAGCUGUGCCGAGCCUCCGCUUCCUCUCCCUUGGAGCGCAAACCCAAACAUGUUCUGGUCUUCCAACACAUCCCCCUUUAUCUCAAGAGCCCAGACGAGGAGGACCAUGAAUACUUCAACCUGCCGGGGGCAGUUCGACAACAGUUGAUGGACAAGUUCAAGAGGGCAGGCGUGAAAGCCGUCUUCUGCGGACAUUACCAUAGAAACGGCGGAGGGUGCCACGACGGUCUGGAUGUGGUGGUGAGCUCGGCCAUCGGGUGCCAGCUGGGAGAGGACACCCAUGGGGUUCGGGUGGUGGUGGUGACCGAGGGAGAGGUCAUCCACCGCUACUACAGCCUGGACCAGCUCAGAACACAAGGGAUCGACCAGGACUUGAAGAAACUACUUCAAGGAUAAACCGGUGAACUGAAACUCGAGAUUACCUUUACUGACCUCAUCGAUUAACUUCUGCUAGCCCUAUUCGUUUGUCAUUUAAUACUCAAAUAAUCACUGCCUUUUUUCAAACAAUGCUCAAUUUUUUUUCUCAGUUUUCAGGAUAAGAUUAGUUGGAAUAAAAGUACCUGGGGCUAGAUCGUUAUUGCAGUGUUCAAUGUAGCAAACUAAUCUUGCGGGAUAAAUUUGAUUACAUCAGACCUAAAGCAACAACACACAGCAAAAACAAAUGGCUUUUUAUGAUUAUGUUUACUAUUAUGACUUUUUUUGUGUGUAUAUGGCUAUGCACAAACUCGAUACCAUCACAACCAUAAUGUCCAACACACCAUUUACUGAACGAUCCCCCAUUCAUAAAAUAUAUUGGAUUAAGCCUGUGUUGUUAAGUAUUGGGAUCUGCCUUAUAUUAAACAGAAAUGGACAGUUAAAACCAGAAAAUAGACAGUUAAAACCAGAAAAUGGACAGUUAAAACCAGAAAAUGGACAGUUAAAACCAGAAAAUAGACAGUUAAAACCAGAAAAUAGACAGUUAAAACCAGAAAAUAGACAGUUAAAACCAGAAAAUAGACAGUUAAAACCAGAAAAUGGACAAUUAAAACCAGAAAAUAGACAGUUAAAACCAGAAAAUGGACAAUUAAAACCAGAAAAUAGACAGUUAAAACCAGAAAAUGGACAGUUAAAACCAGAAAAUAGACAGUUAAAACCAGAAAAUGGACAAUUAAAACCAGAAAAUAGACAGUUAAAACCAGAAAAUAGACAGUUAAAACCAGAAAAUAGACAGUUAAAACCAGAAAAUAGACAGUUAAAACCAGAAAAUGGACAAUUAAAACCAGAAAAUAGACAGUUAAAACCAGAAAAUGGACAAUUAAAACCAGAAAAUAGACAGUUAAAACCAGAAAAUGGACAGUUAAAACCAGAAAAUAGACAGUUAAAACCAGAAAAUGGACAAUUAAAACCAGAAAAUAGACAGUUAAAACCAGAAAAUAGACAGUUAAAACCAGAAAAUAGACAGUUAAAACCAGAAAAUGGACAAUUAAAACCAGAAAAUAGACAGUUAAAACCAGAAAAUAGACAGUUAAAACCAGAAAAUGGAAAAUUAAAUCAUAAAACUACACUGAUAAUUUUGUAGAGAGUAAUGUACUAUAGACAUGACUAUUAAAAGUGAGUUUAUAUCCUGCACUUUCCUAAAGCAACAAACAAACAAACCAAAAACUCUACCUCCCCUUUUCACCUCUGUGUUUAAUACAAUAUGUCGUUUGAGCUCAGACUAGAUUCAACUUCAGGAUCAUCAUGUGUUAGAAUGUUUUGUGCCCAAGUUGGUUUUUUUCAGCAUCCUCCACAUUUGAGGGGUGGAAGUCUGGGAGUCCCUGCUUAGGCCGCUGCCUUCGUGACCCGGCCCUGGAUGAGCAGAAGAAAAUGGAUGGAUGUUUCUCUUGCUUUUUCCCAUUCAAUCAAUCAAUCAAUCAAACUUUAUUUCUGUAGCACCUUCUAACAACCCAGGCUGCCCAAAGUGCUGUACAGCGUUAAAAAACACGAUUAAAAACAAUUCAAAAGAUCGAUCAUGAAUACAGUACAACUGAGAAUACUUGAUCAUAGCUACUGUACCCAAAAUCCUUCUAUGCAAUACCACUUUAAAGUUGCAUUGUGUCUUUUUUGUGAUGGUGGGUUUGUCACCUGCUUUUCUCAUGGAGAUGGUAUUGCUUUUCCUAGAAAGUUCCACAGUAUGAUAUUAAACCUAUUUAUCCUGGGUUUAUUCAAUUAGUUUUAAUAUCUUGAAAAAAAAUGCAUUCUUCAUGGGGACGCCUCUCCACAGAGCUCACCUGUAAGUGCACAUUUUGGCAUCACCUGCUGUCUGCUGAUAGGCAGGUGGUGGCAGACGCUCCACCGGAAAAGUUACAUACCUUUAAAAACAAUCAGCUUCAGUGUCUGUGUGAAGGACAGUGCAUUUUUCUGUUUGUUCUGCGUUUUCCUCAAUAAAGAAAUGAUCACAUGCGAGCGUUCAAAAUGGCAAAAUGAUAGUCUGAAAGGUUAACUGUAUCCAGCCUUAAUUACCCAUGUCUGGAGCUGUUUUUUCCACUAAACUACCAUGCAAAUAUUUCAUCACCCAAGUUUAAAAUGAUCAAAUCAGUCUCGAGCCGGAGCGAAUUCUGUCUAGUGCAAUGCGGAGCAAGGGCCAGACAGUAGCUGUGGGAGGAAGGGCCACCAAGGAGUCUUAAAAUUGUUGUCAAAAUUACAGUUUCUGCAACCAAAUGACUUCACUCGAUUACACACACGUUGGCUAUAGCUUACUCAAACUGCACCGCUGACCGGCUGGGGAUGUAAGAGUGUUGUCAUGGUAACCGAUUCAGCAACACAUAGCGAGAGAGAGAAAGAGGAGCGUGGCCUUAUUUCCUCGUGCCGUAUGUUCAUCAGCUUAGAUUGAAGGUAUAAGGGAUUUUCCAAGUGUCCGUGAGUUUCAAAGUGAUGGAAAAAUUUGGAUCGUUGCCAUAGCAAUUAACAAUUCAAAACAAAAUACGCCUUUUGAAUCACAGACAUAAGAUUAGUCGACGUAGCGUUUGUUGCUCGUGCUGUCAUCCACUUAGGUACUUGGCUAGUGUUAGAACUCUGGAGCCAGUCCCCUGUAUUUUUUUCCACACAAAUUAUGAAUAAGCAAAAGGGUGUCAGCUCGUACCAACACAUCAAAGCGCUGUUAAAAGUCACCGUUGAGUGCGUAAAUCUUUUGUUGUUAUAUUUUAGAUAAUAAUUAGCAUGUGAAACUGGCAUCUGGGCUAAAAACUAACCAGUUUUCAGUUGAGAUUUCCAAACAUGAGUGCUUCUGGUGGCGCUAAAUCUCCUAUUCUACAUGAGACUGGUUGAGGAGACCAGAUAAAUUACACAAAUAUUAUGAAGUACAUGUUCUAUAUACUUUAAAAUAAGGAUUGACGUCAUCAUUCUUUUGCAUGUGAUACAGCGUUCGAUUUGUCGCAACUCUGGGUAGCAGCAGCAAGUCAAGUGAUCAGGUUUGAGCAAGAGCAGAGAGAAUUUUGUGUCUAUUAACGUCUGUUUCGAAUGGUCAGCAGUGCUCGAGAUGGAACCUUAUGACAGGAAGCAGAAACCCAUGAAUAUAGUAAAUUGUCGCUAACCUCAUUUAAUGCCACGAUUGAAGCAUUUUUUGUCCAAUUUUUCUUUUCUGGCACAAGUGUGACGGUGGGUGAGUGGGAGUUUUCGAAAAAGCCAUAAUGGUCGUGAUCUGCUUCAUCUACUUUAUUUCCUGUCUAUGUCUUACAGCUAUUUUUGUAUCCAUGACUCCAUGUGAUUGUUCUUGCCAAUAGCAGGGUUCUCAUGUGGGUUUUCUGAGGACUUGGCAAAUAUUGAGCUAUAAGAAUUUUGGAACCUAUGAUUCAGUUGAAUGCCAGUGAAUAACAUAAUGUACUGGAUUUAUUUUUGUAAUAAAUUUAGGUUUUUGUCACAAUUUCACAG
This is a messenger RNA of Periophthalmus magnuspinnatus, 4567 nucleotides long. It is a transcript of the gene cpped1, whose product is annotated as calcineurin-like phosphoesterase domain containing 1. Lineage: Eukaryota; Metazoa; Chordata; Actinopteri; Gobiiformes; Gobiidae. Gene Ontology annotation, molecular function: hydrolase activity. The transcript is spliced from 6 exons. The record is from RefSeq and is a predicted model, not a curated record. The coding region runs from base 131 to 1075 and encodes 314 amino acids.